This is a messenger RNA of Saprolegnia parasitica CBS 223.65, 672 nucleotides long. RefSeq lists its product as hypothetical. NCBI's taxonomy places the organism in Eukaryota, Oomycota, Saprolegniomycetes, Saprolegniales, Saprolegniaceae. Gene Ontology annotation, molecular function: S-formylglutathione hydrolase activity. Gene Ontology annotation, biological process: formaldehyde catabolic process. Gene Ontology annotation, cellular component: cytosol. The record is from RefSeq and is a predicted model, not a curated record. The coding region runs from base 1 to 672 and encodes 223 amino acids. The transcript is spliced from 7 exons.
AUGACAUUCGGUGGCGCGCAGCGCAUCGCAGCAGCCUACGGCGUCGCACUCAUUGCGCCCGAUACAAGUCCUCGGAUCAAGCGCGGCGCAAGCCAUUGGUGCUAUGGCCCAGGUGCGAGCUGGUACGUGGAUGCAACCGAGCCGCGCUGGGCCGACAACUACCAAAUGUACUCGUACAUCACCAAGGAGCUACCGACGCUACUGAACGCACAGCUGCCCAUUGCAAAGGACAAGUACUCGAUCAUGGGCCACUCGAUGGGCGGUCACGGCGCGCUCAUGCUGGCGCUCAAGAACCCUGAAUUGUACCACUCGGUGUCGGCGCUCGCGCCCGCCAGCAGCACGAUCCGAAGCUCGUACGGUGCCAAGGCGCUUCGAAUGUAUCUGGGCGAUGACGUGGCAGCGUGGCAGGCGUGGGAUGCGACCGAACUCAUGCUCUCCAAAGGUCCCGUCUCAAAAUACAACAUUUUGAUUGACCUUGGCGCGGAUGACGAGUUCUGGCACGACGACGUCCAGCUGCAUCCCGAGGCAUUCGAGGCGGCGUGCAACCAAGUCGGCCAACACCUCACCUUUCGCGCCCAGGACGGCUAUGAUCACUCGUGGGACUUUGCCGCCACCUUCAUGGAAGAUCACAUCCGCCACCAUGUCGAAGCGCUGCACUCGGCUUCGUCGUAG